Molecule: messenger RNA, 1515 nt
Organism: Phoenix dactylifera (date palm)
Lineage: Eukaryota; Viridiplantae; Streptophyta; Magnoliopsida; Arecales; Arecaceae
Product: pathogenesis-related genes transcriptional activator PTI5-like
Biological process (GO): regulation of DNA-templated transcription; ethylene-activated signaling pathway
Molecular function (GO): DNA binding; DNA-binding transcription factor activity
Source: RefSeq, a predicted model, not a curated record
GCUCAUGAAGUCAAUGCAGCAUUAAAUCGUCGAGGAAGAAAUAGCAAACACAUAUAAUGACCUACGGAGGCAUGACAAGGACAUUCAACAUGGAUCAAUAAUUAACUAACCAGUGUUACCACUCUCCGAUCUUAUCCUGGAUUAGAUAGUCAAUUCCAACACGUUUCUCUUCUUCCUCUAGGCUUAGAAGACAAGUAGGAGGGCCUUUUCACAGUAUUGCAAAGCAAUCACUUUGAGCUGAUGUCUUCAGUAGUCAAAUAAAGCCACCUCCCCCAGUUCCUCCCUCUUUCCUUCUCCCCGGCUAAAAUUAAUCAAAUGGGCCCAAGAUGCCUUUUUUCCGUCCGCUUUCAACCUCACGAGCAAUUCAAAUACCUCUCGCCUCUCCCUCCCAUGGUCUAGCCAAAGCCUCGUGCUAUCGGAAUUCUAAAUAUCGGUCCGCAGCAUCCUCUUAUUAGAAGAGGAAGGCACCAUGGUCCCUUGUAUAGAACAAGCCUUCGACGCACCACUGUCCCCCUCCUCUUCGUCCUCUUGUUCUUCUAUGGUGAGCAAGGAUGAAGCCUCCCAAGGCCACCUUCCGCUGAAUGAGAAUGACUCCCAAGACAUGGUCAUCUUCGAGGUUCUUCGAGAGGCGUCGGCGAUGGGCACCGCCGUCGCCGCGCCGAAGUCCCCUGCAGCGGCGGCAGGCGAUGCGGGAUCCAUCCGGAAGUGCGUCGAGCCAACCGGGCGCGUAGGGAAGAAGCACUACCGGGGAGUGAGGCGGCGGCCGUGGGGGAAAUUUGCGGCGGAGAUUCGCGACUCUGCGCGGCACGGCGCACGCCUGUGGCUCGGGACAUUCGAGACGGCGGAAGAGGCGGCCAUGGCGUAUGACCGCGCCGCUUUCCGGAUGCGGGGAGCCAGAGCGAUGCUGAAUUUCCCGCCCGCGGUCGCGAUGAGCGGCGGCGGCGGCGGCGGCGGUGUGGCGGCGGCGGGAAGGGGUGCGGCGGUCGAGCUUCAGGAUUUGGGGCCGGACUACUUGGAGAGAUUGCUUCGGGCUUCUGAAGUGGGCGAGGAUGCAAGGAGUGCUCCCGGUCGGCAAUUCAAUACCGUUUGAUGUCCCGAUGAGGCCUAGUGAUUGGGGGGGAAUUUGUGAUAUCAGGAUAAAGAUUGGAGUCUGGAGAGAACUUUGCCAGGCUAGGAUGGAGAGAAGUUCUUAUCAAGCUAUGUAAUAGAAAAUGUUAGGCUUUCAUAAUGGAAAAUGCUAAAGAUCACCUAUAGAUCAUCGUUCGUCGGUCCAAAAUAGUAACUGGUGAUUGAGUGAGUGUUUGGCAUGUCCCAACCUGUACCAUGGUCUCGCUAUGUACUGCACCACUUCCAAUUGCCACGUCAGUCUAGUAAAUUGAACGGUGAUUGAUAGUAGUUUUUUUUUUUUAAUUGAUACAUAUGGUAUUUUUAGUAAUUUGAGAGUCUUUAGAUACAUCAUUUUAUGUACUCAGUGCAAGUUGUACUUAGCUUAUAAUAAAGAGGUUGAUUAACAAU